Lycium ferocissimum is the source of this 1077-nucleotide messenger RNA. RefSeq lists its product as uncharacterized. The coding region runs from base 1 to 1077 and encodes 358 amino acids. The transcript has 3 exons. The record is from RefSeq and is a predicted model, not a curated record. Gene Ontology annotation, molecular function: zinc ion binding; nucleic acid binding. Lineage: Eukaryota; Viridiplantae; Streptophyta; Magnoliopsida; Solanales; Solanaceae.
AUGGCUGCUCCACCAAACCUUGAGGAAGGAAAAUCUCAAACAAGACCUCCAAGGUUUAAUGGAAAUUAUUAUGGGUGGUGGAAGACAAGGAUGCCUGAUUAUAUUAUGGAUGAGGACUCAGAGCUUCAGGACAUAAUCUAUUAUGGUUCUUUUGUUCCCAUGAAAACUGAUGCGCAGAGUUCAAAGUCAGUUCCAGAAAUAAGAAAAGAAUACUCUGAAACUGACAGAAAAGCUAUUGAAAAGAACUACAAGGCAAAGAAGAUCCUGAUUUGUGGUAUUGGGCCAGAUGAAUACAAUCGUAUUUCAUCUUGUGGAUUUGCUAAAGUAAUAUGGGAAGCUAUUCAAACAACCCAUGAAGGAACCACUCAGGUAAAGCAGUUCAAAAUAGAUCUGCUUACCGCUGAGUAUUCUUGGGAAAGAAAAGUUAAUGCUAUCACUGAGGCUAAGGACCUGCAAACACUGACUCUUGACGAGCUUAUUGGUAAGCUUAAGACUUGUGAGAUGAAAAGAAAUAAGGAUCUUGAAAGAAGAGAGCCAAAGAAUGAGAAGAGCCAGGUUCUCAAAGCUGCUAAAAGUGACACAAGUAGUGAUGAAUCUGAGAUGGCGUACCUCACUCGAAGAUUUUACAAGAUGAUUCUAAGAAAUGGUGGGGUCCCAAAGAGAGGAAGCUUCAGCAGGAAAUUCAAAGGAAAUGAUUAUUGUCAGAAGUGUGGGAAGCCUGGACACUUCAUCAAAGAGUGUCCUCUACACAAUGAAUCUGAAGAUGGAGAUGAUGCAGGUGAUACAUCCAUGUUGGCUAUUGAUAGUGAAUGUUCUGGAUAUGAGUCAAGCUUUUCACUCAUGGCCAAAUCUAAAGAUGAUGAUGACAAUGAAAAAGAUGAGGCAAACUUUUUUGAUGUGAAGAAAAAUCUGAAAAGUUACUCUCAGAAAAAACUGGUAUCUUUAGAAAAUGUGUUGAUUGAUGCCUAUCAUAGCCUUAUUAAUCAGAAAAAUGCUCUAAGUGAAGAAAUUGAUGAAUUCCAAGUAAGGGAUGAUUUGGUAGUCACUGUUGUAGAUCUAAAGGAGCAAGUUGAAUAA